Salvia splendens (bonfire salvia) is the source of this 3245-nucleotide messenger RNA. RefSeq names its product U11/U12 small nuclear ribonucleoprotein 59 kDa protein. Bases 216 to 1511 code for a protein of 431 amino acids. The record is from RefSeq and is a predicted model, not a curated record. The transcript has 16 exons. Lineage: Eukaryota; Viridiplantae; Streptophyta; Magnoliopsida; Lamiales; Lamiaceae. Gene Ontology annotation, cellular component: U12-type spliceosomal complex.
UUAAAAUAGUGCCUAGGUGUAAUACAACAAAACAACAUUUCUCCAUUAUUGUUUCUCCAAACAUCUGUUCUCUGCAGUGAAACCAUUUCACCUCCUCUACUCUAUACUCAUCUAAUUCUCUUCCAUGGAGACGAAGCAGCCAUAGCGUGGGGUCGGAGCCGGAGCAGCCUGGGUCGACGGCGUAUUCUGAGAACUUCUCGGUGUGGGGUCGGCCGAUGAAUCUGAUGGGGAUGCCUCCAUACGAUCCGGUCUUACCUCCUUGGGCCCCGCCAUCGCCGCUACGAGCGCCGGCACCACAGCCGCCGCAGCUUCCGUAUAUGCCCCCUCCGUCUGCUUCGUUCUGGACUUCGGCAAACGUGAGCAGCCGCCUCAAAGAACUUCACGACACUUUAAACCUCGCCAAAGCAAUGGAAAAAGGGAUGGAAAUGUUGAUUCAGAUGAAAGAAGAGGGAUUUGAAAUUAGUGAAAUCGAAGAUUUAGGGCGUGGCAACGUAUCUAUGAGUAGGUUUUCUAAAUUCAUGAAGGACAACUGCAUUGGAGUUGAAUUUCAGGAAAUGAUGACGUUGAGCGCUGUAAAUGCUGUGAUGUCGAGGCUGAGAUUUCUGCUGGAGCCAUUCAGGGUUGUUGCGGAUGAGAAUAGUCCUUGGGAGGAGAAGUCUGCCUUGAAAAGGUUGGCUGACAAAAUGGAGAAGUAUAAAAGAAAUAAACUAUGGCAGAAAAGGAAAAGGAGGCGGGUAGCGGAGAAAUUAGCUAAGGAGCAUGAACAGUUUGAAAAGAUAGAUAAGGAAGCAGAUGAAUGGAUGAGAAAGGAGAUGGCCAAAGACAGUGCUCAACACAAGAAAAAAAGUAUUGAUACCGUGCCGGUAGAAAAGAUGGAGGAAAUAGCCAAGCUUAAGGCAAAAGAGGAGAAGAAAAGACUGGAAUCCGAGCUUGAGCUGGUGUUGAUUGUUGAAAAGCUACAGGAACUACGUUCUCUCAGAGUACAGAAAAUGAAAAAACAAGGUCAUUUUCUUCCAGAAGAGGGUGACAAAUUUCUUGAACAAGUUCGAGCUGCAGUUGAGGAGGAAGAACGACGAUCAAUGGCUACUGCGGAUACAGAUGCUGCUAAAGAUGCUAUUGCUACUAUUGAGGAAUCAAGAAAACACACCAAGAGUCAUGCACCAGACGCAAAAGAACCGAAUGUUGAUGAUGGUGGUUGUACAGAAACCCAAAAUCAGAAAAUUGAUAGAGACAGUGAUAGAAUUUUAAAGAACACUGCCCAUGAUGAAUCUAGAAAACCUGAUGCAACUAGACCUGGUUGUGGCAGUAAUUACGAUUCUGUUGCUAAUUUGCCCAUGGAGUUUUACCACUAUUAUCAUGGUAGCAAUGCUGAUAUGGGCACACUCAUUGAGGUGAGAAGAACAUGGGAUGCAUACAUAAGACCUGGAGGAAGCCGCAUACCAGGGCACUGGGUUCAACCGCCACCUCCUGCAGAUGAGAUAUGGGCAUCCUAUUUGGUUAAACCUAAAUGAUCUUGACCUCGGAUAGGAAGCUGGCUUUGCUGUACUGCUGUUACGCCUAGCCAUUGGACAUCCUUGGCUCUGAGCUGUCGAGAACUGAAAACGACGCCAGGCUAGGAGGUCUGGAUCUUGAUGGAAUAGAACAAGAAGAACGCCAAAGAUCUCAGAAGACAUUCCCGAUAUUGUUACUCAAUCUAAACAAAUCAGUGAGAAGAACAUGGGAUGCAUACAUAAGACCUGGAGGAAGCCGCAUACCAGGGCACUGGGUUCAACCGCCACCUCCUGCAGAUGAGAUAUGGGCAUCCUAUUUGGUUAAACCUAAAUGAUCUUGACCUCGGAUAGGAAGCUGGCUUUGCUGUACUGCUGUUACGCCUAGCCAUUGGACAUCCUUGGCUCUGAGCUGUCGAGAACUGAAAACGACGCCAGGCUAGGAGGUCUGGAUCUUGAUGGAAUAGAACAAGAAGAACGCCAAAGAUCUCAGAAGACAUUCCCGAUAUUGUUACUCAAUCUAAACAAAUCAGUGAGAAGAACAUGGGAUGCAUACAUAAGACCUGGAGGAAGCCGCAUACCAGGGCACUGGGUUCAACCGCCACCUCCUGCAGAUGAGAUAUGGGCAUCCUAUUUGGUUAAACCUAAAUGAUCUUGACCUCGGAUAGGAAGCUGGCUUUGCUGUACUGCUGUUACGCCUAGCCAUUGGACAUCCUUGGCUCUGAGCUGUCGAGAACUGAAAACGACGCCAGGCUAGGAGGUCUGGAUCUUGAUGGAAUAGAACAAGAAGAACGCCAAAGAUCUCAGAAGACAUUCCCGAUAUUGUUACUCAAUCUAAACAAAUCAGUGAGAAGAACAUGGGAUGCAUACAUAAGACCUGGAGGAAGCCGCAUACCAGGGCACUGGGUUCAACCGCCACCUCCUGCAGAUGAGAUAUGGGCAUCCUAUUUGGUUAAACCUAAAUGAUCUUGACCUCGGAUAGGAAGCUGGCUUUGCUGUACUGCUGUUACGCCUAGCCAUUGGACAUCCUUGGCUCUGAGCUGUCGAGAACUGAAAACGACGCCAGGCUAGGAGGUCUGGAUCUUGAUGGAAUAGAACAAGAAGAACGCCAAAGAUCUCAGAAGACAUUCCCGAUAUUGUUACUCAAUCUAAACAAAUCAGUGAGAAGAACAUGGGAUGCAUACAUAAGACCUGGAGGAAGCCGCAUACCAGGGCACUGGGUUCAACCGCCACCUCCUGCAGAUGAGAUAUGGGCAUCCUAUUUGGUUAAACCUAAAUGAUCUUGACCUCGGAUAGGAAGCUGGCUUUGCUGUACUGCUGUUACGCCUAGCCAUUGGACAUCCUUGGCUCUGAGCUGUCGAGAACUGAAAACGACGCCAGGCUAGGAGGUCAUCUUGAUGGAAUAGAACAAGAAGAACGCCAAAGAUCUCAGAAGACAUUCCCUUCCUGGUUCUCCUUCUCUCUCUCACUAGCGUUCGCUCCAAUUUAUAGAAUGGUCACUGUAGUGGAAUAGGCUAUUAGCUCUGCGUGGUUCUGUUCAAUUUUUGUGCAACAUCAGCUAAGGAAUUCAAAGCCGCCACAGAGAUUACGAUCAUAUGCUAAGCAUGUUGCUAUUUGAAGGGUGUUAGGCUAUUGCUUAUCCGACAAAUUAUGUAGGAGUUUGAGUUGUUCUAAAACGUCUUUUACAUCUCUCCAUCGUGCAAUUAAUUUGUACCCUGUACUAAAAAAAUCUUUUUUACUCGAUUUUUAUUAGUCCUA